UUGAAAAUCGUAAACAAAACAUUUGUAUUACAGGCCAGUUGAAAUAUUAUUUUCGGGCUAUAUAAGAACUGUGCGUGGUAGAUUAGUUCUCAUUUAGCAGGACCGAGUUUAAGCUACCCCAUUGGAAAAGAAGAUGACAACUAACGCAGUCAAAGACAAGCCCUCACAAACUGAUUACGACCUGGAGGAGGAAAUCGACAACCACUUGAGGCGUAUUUUCUACAUAAAGCCAAAAGCUGACUCCCCGAAAUGUAACCCCUACAUAGUGGAGUUCUUUGGGGUUCUCAGUCUGACGGAUCUGCGGGCGCCCGAGCGCAAACUCUGGGUGAUAUACUACUGCAAGCAGCCGGAACUGGACAAAACGGUGGACGAGAUCCACCAGAAGUAUGGGAAGAAGAACAUGUUCGACCUGUACCGCACGCCCGUCUUCAGUGGAGCUGCUCUGCGGGCCAGUGUAAAGAAGCACUUUGCGGGGCUCAAGUGGUUUACGAAUGGAAACCUCCUGGAGGCCCCUCCUAAGAGUCACUUUAACGACGAGCGAGUGGUCAAGACCAUAGCGGAUCUGCACCACCAAGAGCAGCAGAGGCUCUAUAACUAUGUUAUGGUGAAGAAUAUGUGGUUCAAGCGUUAUAGAUAACUUAGAGGCAUCGACUAACCAAUGUGAUUUAGAAUUAAUUAGAUUUUUUAAUAAAUGUGACUCAGCCCUAGUUCAGAAAGAAAAUCAGUUAAAAAAGUUAAUAUUUGAUAUGUUAUUAAUAGCUUUAUUUUGAAAUAAACUAUUUUUAAAAAUAAA
Messenger RNA from Drosophila biarmipes, 793 nucleotides. RefSeq lists its product as uncharacterized. Bases 134 to 637 code for a protein of 167 amino acids. The record is from RefSeq and is a predicted model, not a curated record. Lineage: Eukaryota; Metazoa; Arthropoda; Insecta; Diptera; Drosophilidae. The transcript is spliced from 2 exons.